AUGCUUUCCAUCAGCAUCCCGCAAUAUGACACUCCCGACCAUUACGAGCUAUGCCAGCUCCCCGCGCCGACCGUGGAACAUCCCACGGACAUCUUGAUCAAAGUCCAUGCAGCCAGCAUCAACCCGAUUGACGUUAAGAAAGCGUCGGGCAUGUCCAAAUUAGUCCUGAGAGAUAGUUUCCCGUAUAGAAUUGGCUACGACUGUGCGGGCACCAUUCUGGAUAUUGGGUCUCAAGUAACCUGUUUCAAGAUCGGCGAUGAGCUAAUGGUGAGCAAUUUCAAUACAGGGGCAUGGAGUGAGUUGGUAAAGACAACUGAAGACUUUGUCGCUUUGAAGCCAAAAAAUCUCUCAAUGAAAGAUGCUGCUUCGAUACCUUUAGCGGCUAUGACAGCCCUGCAGGCACUUCGGCGGUACCAAGGGGACCUUAAAGGGAAGACUGUGUUUGUGCCCGCGGGAUUAAGUGGCACCGGACUAUUCGCGUGCCAGCUCGCCAAAAAUGUGUUCAGUGCCGACAGGGUGAUUACGACAGUUUCUACUUCCAAGGUAGCUAGAGUGAAGGAACUCCUUGGGGAGGUCAUCGACUAUACAAAAUCGAACCCCAAAACCGUUAUUCCUCCGCGGUCGGUGGACUUUCUUUUCGACACGACCGGAAACUCCAUGCCCUAUUUAUCACUCAUGCGCCCGACCGGAACCAUUGUUUCCAUAUCCAUUUUGACGUCCGGAGAUGUGCUACAAAAUUCGAGUCUCAUGCGACUGUCGCCAAACAAGAAGGACAAAGCUAUUGUACCAUAUCCCAUUCGUGUCGCGUUGAACGUACUGGAUCGAAUUCGUACUAUGCGGGCAUCGCGGUAUGGCGUCAAGUAUUCGGCUAUUUUCUUGGAACCAAAUUCCACAGACCUGAAUUCCAUUCGUCAGUGGGUUGAGCUGGGGAAGCUACAUACUGUUGUUGGGACCAAGGUGCACUUCAAAGAUCUAAAGGCUGUUCGAGGCGCGUGUCAAGCUGUGUUCGACGCAAGAGGAGGUGUUGGAAAAUCCGUAAUCACCUUUGAAUGA
Messenger RNA from Penicillium canariense, 1053 nucleotides. RefSeq names its product NADP-dependent oxidoreductase. Gene Ontology annotation, cellular component: mitochondrion. Gene Ontology annotation, molecular function: oxidoreductase activity. The record is from RefSeq and is a predicted model, not a curated record. Bases 1 to 1053 code for a protein of 350 amino acids. The transcript has 5 exons. Lineage: Eukaryota; Fungi; Ascomycota; Eurotiomycetes; Eurotiales; Aspergillaceae.